UUCUUUUUGCAUUUGCAGUUUCCGUCCGUUAAAUUCCAUUCAUUUCCGUUUAUCCACAACCUGCAGUUUGCAUUUCAUUCAUUAUAUAUUACAAAAUGAUUUCCGGUGAAAAAUUAGUUGAAGCUUUAAAAGAACUUACUAACUCAUUGUUACAGAAAGAAAAUAAUAAUAACGAUGAUGAUAUCGAAAAAAUCGAAGAAGAAAACAAUCAACUUCGUACAAAGAAAAUGGAGUUAAUGGUCAAUUUAGAACGUCCAUCCGAAGUUGGUAAUUCUCUUGUUCUGGUCAAAGACAUGUUAGCACGACAGAAAAACUUAAAUCAAUGUCAACUUGAGUUCAAGCAGAAUUCGAUUGUACGAUUUAAAGAUCGUUCUGGUGAAGUAAAAAUGGAAAAUUCUUCUUUGAAACAAAAACUACUAAAAGACAUUGAAAACUUAAUGACUUUGCCUUACCAUGAUGUUUUAGAUAAGGUCAUUGAAUUAGAGGAAAUAAUUGCUGAAAAUCUGUCAGUUAUUGAAGAACUAGCUAAACAGCAUUCUGAACUUAUUAAAAAUGAACAAAAUGAGGAAGAUUGUAUGGAAGAUAUACGUUUUAUUGAAACUUUGAAGAGUAUCGCAGAUUUACAGAGUAAACUCAUCGAGAAACUUAAAGAGAACAUCCCUAACCAUAUGAAUUAAAUAUGCAAAUAUAUAAAUUAUUUUACACAAAAUUGUUAACUGAAUUAAGCAAAAUUAAAAGCUGUAUUAAAAAUUAA
Messenger RNA from Episyrphus balteatus (marmalade hoverfly), 754 nucleotides. RefSeq lists its product as uncharacterized. Bases 96 to 677 code for a protein of 193 amino acids. NCBI's taxonomy places the organism in Eukaryota, Metazoa, Arthropoda, Insecta, Diptera, Syrphidae. The transcript is spliced from 4 exons. The record is from RefSeq and is a predicted model, not a curated record.